AUGUCUAUCUUUACGUCUCUUCUUAGCUUCUUCUUGCUUUUCGUCCAUCCGGACGCCCUCAAAGCCCUACUCGGCUUUCUUCUCGGAAACGUUGUCUGGACUACGGCGGAAACAUUGCCCGGCCAGUGGGGCCACUUUGUCAAGUUCUUGGCCUGCGCCUUCGCCCUAGGCGUAUACCACUGGCUGGCCGAGCCCUACAAGUCCUGGCACGAAACGUUUCGAGAGGAUCAAAACCAACGCCAACUCAUCCGCGCAAGUCAAGUCCAAGUUGAUCCUGAGGCUCGGCCUCUCAACUUUCCGCGGAUGCCCGACAUGUUCGACAUAACCUACAAUCCUUGGACGCUCCCGUAG
Messenger RNA from Dothidotthia symphoricarpi CBS 119687, 351 nucleotides. RefSeq lists its product as uncharacterized. Bases 1 to 351 code for a protein of 116 amino acids. Lineage: Eukaryota; Fungi; Ascomycota; Dothideomycetes; Pleosporales; Dothidotthiaceae. The record is from RefSeq and is a predicted model, not a curated record. The transcript has a single exon.